AUGUCCCCGACGAACACCAACGGCGAGGCCAAUGGCGCCAACAGUGCCAACAGCACCUCGACCGCCAACGGCGCCGUAGACAUCAAGAAUCUUGGCCAUGUCGAAACACCAAAGGUUGAGGGAACCUGGACGGUCGAAAAGGCUCUGAAGGCCUCGCCCGGUACCUCGGCACCUACGAACUCGGGCUCGCCGCUGGCAUACUUCCACAUGCUCGAGCGUCUCAAGACCACGAAGCGAGAGGGUUGGCGUCGAUUCGGCAUCGCGAGGGGAGAGUCCAUCGCCGAUCACAUGUACCGCAUGUCCCUCCUUUCCAUGUGCUGCCCGCCGGCGCUUGCCCCCCGCAUCGAUCUCGCGCGCUGCAUGAAAAUGUGCCUCAUCCACGACAUGGCAGAGUCCCUGGUCGGUGACAUCACACCCGUCGACGGCGUCCCCAAGCCCGAGAAGAACAGACGCGAGGCCGAGACGAUGGACUACAUCACCAAGAACCUGCUGGGCAACUUCAACGGUGGCUUGACUGGUAUCGAGAUCCGUGAGAUCUGGCAGGAGUACGAGGACUCCAAGACGCUCAACAGCCACUUCGUGCACGACCUCGACAAGAUGGAACUGCUCCUCCAAAUGAUGGAAUACGAGAAGCGCGGCCAGGGCAAGCUCGACCUUGGAGAAUUCGCCUACGUCGCCACCAAGUUCUCCCUGCCGGAGACCAAGGAGUGGGCGGAUGAGCUGCUCAAGGAGCGGGAGCAGUUCUGGGGCGCCAAGGACCAUGUCCACGGCGAGUCUGGCGUUGACGGGGGAGUCAAGGUCGAUACGCGACAGCAGCAGGACGAUUACUACAAGCGUGAAUAA
Colletotrichum siamense is the source of this 843-nucleotide messenger RNA. RefSeq names its product HD domain-containing protein. Gene Ontology annotation, cellular component: cytoplasm. Gene Ontology annotation, molecular function: 5'-deoxynucleotidase activity. The record is from RefSeq and is a predicted model, not a curated record. NCBI's taxonomy places the organism in Eukaryota, Fungi, Ascomycota, Sordariomycetes, Glomerellales, Glomerellaceae. Bases 1 to 843 code for a protein of 280 amino acids. The transcript has 3 exons.